Molecule: messenger RNA, 397 nt
Organism: Dentiscutata erythropus
Lineage: Eukaryota; Fungi; Glomeromycota; Glomeromycetes; Diversisporales; Gigasporaceae
Source: the annotation of a GenBank genome assembly
GCCUUUAGUAUUAGAGGAUAAUUCAGAUGAUGAUGAUAAUAGUGAUUCAAGUUCUACAAGCAAUAAUGAUGAUAUUCCAUCAGCAGGGAAUCAACAAUAUUGGAAGCAUGAAAAAGAAGUUAAUCAAAUUGAAUACUUACCACUAGUUAAUACAGAAAAUCUUGUUCAAAAAGAAAUGCCCAAUGAAAGUUCUUUAUUAGCAAUAAUAUUGGAUCCCAGAAUGAAAAAUUUUCCAUUUAUGAAUGGACCUGAUCAUGCACAACAACGAAUACAAGCUGAGUUCCUCUUAAAAAAUUUAUAUACUCAGCUUAAACAAGAUUUAACCAAUAAACAUUUUGAGGUGCUGAAUUCAACAAUAAGCCAAAUCGAUGAUGAAGACAUAUUCUCAAAAAUGUAG